GUGUCAUCUUCUGAAAAAUUAAUAGUUGUAUAAAAAAAUUCCGUAGUAGUCUUUCUUGUAGAAACGUACAUAAACAUUUUCCUAUGGAAAGAAUUAUAAAUUGGUGCUACCAUUUUUAAUGUACCUUUUGGCGCCAAUUCUAACCGACAACAAACGAAACAUAUGCAAUGUUUCUGUUGUAAAUUUUGCCUUUCUAUAAAUCGUGCAUUUCGCUUUGUUUAUCAUUACUUGUAAAAUAUAAGUUUGAAGAUGCCGUUUUUGAGCUUAAAUAUUCUGCCAGAACACCUAAAAAGUGAAGACGGCAAUGCAUUCAUAGCAUCUUUACAAGAUCCGAAGCGGUGGACUGGAAUCCCCUUGCUUAACUACACGCCAUUGCAUGAGUUGAAGGAUAUGAGUAUUGUGAGGUUUCGAGGAAUGAUUCAAGACAUGCAAGACCCCGAAAUGUACUUGGAGCGUUAUGAAAUAUUGAAAGAAGAUGAUAAUACGUGUAGACUCCAAGAAGGUAAAUUUCGAGACUGUUUGAUGCUAAUGGAAGGCGAACGGGUAAAUCAUGAUGCUAAGGAAAAUGUUCACGGUGAGCGCCGUACUUUUUUCGUUAUAUCUAUUCCCGGCUUAAAUGAUUGGUGUCAAGAAUAUGAAUCUCAGUGCUCUCUCAACAAUUUUCCAAAAGCAAUGGAUACCGAAAAUGCUGGAGGAAAGAAGCGCUCCGCACCUAUAGAAGAAGAGAAUAUGAAUGUCGAUAUCGAUUCAACUAUCGGACUUUCUGAAAAAUAUGAUGGUAAUAAGCGACAACGUAUAGAGGAAAAACUAAGUGACACAUUUGAUAGUACCGAAGUUGGUCACAGCUCAAAUGCGGUAAUUGGAAUGGAAUAUCAUUUAAAUUCGCCAAUUCCAAGUCGGCCCAGCAAAGCUUGUAUGAUUAAAAUAUACAGCGAUUUUGAAAAGUAUAAAUUGAACACUAUAAUUGAUGUUGUUGGUUUCCUAUCGGUGAAUCCAGCAUUAGAUGCCACAACAAUGGACGUAGAUGCGUUUGACAAUUUAAAUGAGGUUCAAGCGCAAAACCCACCGCCAUCAUUAAUACCGCGACUCCAUGCAAUAGCCAUUCAUUGCUUACCACAUCCCAAUCCUUUGUUGGAUGAGAGACUGUUGUCAAAUUCGGAAAAUUGCAGUGCAAGUCUAGGCGAUUUCAGCAUGUUAUCUGUAGGAAAGGAAUUUCGUAUAUUCUUAAAGCUGUGCCUUUUCAAUGACAAUUUAGCUGCGGAAUAUCUCUUAUCACAUCUGAUAUCUACAGUAUAUUGCAGAGCUGAAUCUCGAUGUUUGGGAAGAUUUCUCUUAAAUAUAUUUAAUAUACCCCAGAAUCGUCUGCCAAAAUAUUCGAAACAAGUUUACGAUCUAUUAGACUUAAUAAUACCAGCCAGCCAUUAUAUUUCAAUGACAGCAGAGACAUUGAAUGAAUCGACAUUUGGACCGAAAAAGGAUUAUGAAACCAACAAGUUGGUCUCAGGAAUGCUACAGCUUGCACCACAAACACACCUCGUAAUAGAUGAGACAUUUACAAAAUCAGAAAGCCUAAACAGCAAUGGUAUUUUAUCUAUGCAAAUUCUUGGACACGUUAUGAAGUAUCAGCAGUUGAAAUGUAAUUUCCAAUACUAUGAAAUUGAUUAUGAAGUGGAUAUUCCAAUACUGUCCUUGAGUGAAAAGAAAAGUAUUUUGCCGUACGAUGCAUUUCUACCAAUCGAGUAUGACGACCAGUCUGUGGAAGUAAUUGAGGAGUCGCUCAAAGCUGCUAGACAUUAUUUGAAUCCAACGCGUUUGAAUCAAUUUCGACGAUUCCUAACUAUGGCAAAACUCACCGAAUUUAAUGUGAAUCCUGCCGAGAGUGAAAUGAUUCAAAAUGAUUUUGUAGAAAUGCGUAAAAACAAAAGCAUUCGCGAUGCCGAAGAAUUACACCAUCUUUUAGUGUUAACUCGGUUUUUUGCUGUUGCACGAGGUAAAAAUGUGCUCGAUAAGGAUACUUGGGAACUAGCCAAGCAAAUGGAGUCAAUUCGUCAGAAAAGAUUUACAAAUUGGCAAGAAAGUCAUUAAAAACAAUUAUAUAUAAAAAUAUAAUUUAAGUUGUAUUGUACGUAUUGUAAUAAAUAACAACUAAACAUACCUAAAAAUGUUUUUUUUUGCAACAUUUGAGUAAAAAAUUGUUUGAAAAAAUUAUAAUAAAUUUUAGUUUUAUUUGUGUUUUAUUAAAAUAUCAAUAUUUGACAAAAAUCAAUAAAUUUCAUCGAGUUGAUCUAGUGUUGCAUAGGGUUGACGAAGUCUCACAUACCUGAAAUUGGAGAGAAACAAAAAUAAAUGUAGCUAAUAUGUUAAAUAACAUGCUAAAAUUGUUUGCAAAAAAAUUUUCAGAAAAGUUAAAUUGCGUUGGAUAAUGGGACAAGUUCUCUUCAUGGAAAAUCGAAGCGAGCUGGGUCAAAGUAUCAUCAUAUGUGCGUUAUAAAGUUAUAACUUAUUAAACAAAUUAUAUUUCAAUCAUGCUUACCUUUUUAAUGAAGUGGCAACGUCAAGUGCUUCUGCAAAUAAAAAAAAAAUGCCGUAAAUUUAUAGGAACAACAAAGUUAUAAUUAAAUUAUUAUUAUAAUAGUGCAUCAGUUUGGAUUUAUUGUCAUUUAUCAGUCAAAUGAUGGGGAAUCCGCAAAUUUCUCAUCAUAAAGGAUACAUGUACUAAGUAUAUAUAAAAUUUUUUCAGAAUACUUACAUUUCCAAUUUAAUCCUUUUACUUUCACCUGCAAAGAAAAUAAAAAUAUUUAAUAUCUUUGCAUUGAAGGCUUCGAAAUAUUAAGAAAACGUUGUUAAUAUGUCAGUAAAUAUGUUUGCGUUGGAUAUUGGGACAGUUCUCUUCAUGGUGUAUCGAAGCGAGCUGGGUCAAAGUUUCAUCAUUUAAUAUUCAUUGGCGACCUCAUAAUUAGAAAUAACUAAAAUUGAACUGGACAAACCAGCAUAUCCGAAUUGUUUACUAUAA
Molecule: messenger RNA, 3013 nt
Organism: Zeugodacus cucurbitae (melon fly)
Lineage: Eukaryota; Metazoa; Arthropoda; Insecta; Diptera; Tephritidae
Product: mini-chromosome maintenance complex-binding protein
Exons: 5
Coding region: 250-2085 (611 amino acids)
Biological process (GO): DNA-templated DNA replication
Molecular function (GO): chromatin binding
Source: RefSeq, a predicted model, not a curated record